AUGGACGCCAUGUACUAUCCCCAGGACCACUACAAUAGCAACUAUGGCUAUGGUCCAUCCGGUUCAUACUCUGACCCAGCCUCAAGAGCCUACUCAACAGUCCCAUCCGCAAGCGCACCCGUCAAACUCACACCCAUCACUGGGAGACCGAGUCGGGCAAAGAAGGGAUAUCCCGUUCAUGUGCGACAUCAGUUGAGCCAUAACCCUCCUGAACUGGUUUGCAGCGUACCUGGUUGCGGAAAGACCUUUCACCGAAAGGACCUUCUUGAACGCCACCAACACAGACAUGAACAGGACUCUAGAAUGUCGCCCAUGAGUGGGCAGCACGGUCCGAUUCACAGCGAGUCCAUGCGAGAGCCACCAACAACUCUUCAUGAUGUCUAUCCCCCCAACAUACCAAUCAGUUCAGCGCCCUGGGAUGAGGGUGUCGGCUCUGGAAUACAGCAGCCUACCCCUCCAGGAUACAUUCACCAGUACAGCACCGGCGUGCCAGGUUAUGGACCAAGUCCUGAAUGGCCCGAGGGCCCAGGGAUGGACAGACUGUCGCCUCAAAUCCAAUUUACACCCGGGCCUGGGACCUGGAGCACCGAUCAGGCGGCCCCGAGAACAAUGAGUAACAUGAUAUACAACUAUCCCACCGCGCCGGGAACUGCGUGCGAGUAUACUGGGGAUCUGUGCGGGAUGCCCCUGACCGCAGACCCUGCACACUUCGGCGCGCACCACCACGCAAAUUCUACUGUGCGUAGUCUUCCCCCGUUGCUGGUUGAGGGACAAUCACCUGAGACUCUAGACAUAGCGCUCGCGGCGCUCUCGCCAUGCGCAGUAGCGACCACCCCUCUUUUCUCGACGUGCGGCAGCGAGUCGGGGCAGAGGACGGGCCUGUUCGCCGCCCACGUCUUCGCGCCCGUCUCGCUCAGCCGCGAGGUCCAGAGCGUCAUCCCGACGUAUCUGGAGGUGUACUGGGACAGGACGUACCCCGUCUACCCGUACAUUCACAAGGCCUCGUUCGACGGCCUGUUUGACGGCGAGGCUACGCCGUUUGAGCUUUUGAAAUGCGCCAUGGCGGCGCUGGCGACGCAAUUUCUUGACGACAGGGGACAUCGGAUUGCUGGGAGUGAGCUGCAUGCUUUUGCAUGCCAGGAAUUGAGGACUUUCACGGAAGGAAAACAUUGGUCAUUACCUAUUAUGCAGGCUGUGGUUUGUUGCGAAUACUAUGCACGGUUCAGGGGGCGGGACAAGCAGUCUUAUAAGCCGUCCUCGAACUACCGCAAAGUAUACGAAAUGCUUGUGGAAAAACAUCACACCUUUAGUCUACCGCUCCCGGUGCUCGGGAACAAACUAUUAUCAUGGAAGGACUGGGUUGAGACGGAAACCCGACGACGAUUGCUAGCCACUUGCUUCAUGCUCGACGUGCACACCUCUGCCUACUUCAAAGAGCCGCCGAUACUAGCCCUGGGCCCCGACCACCCCUCGCUGCCGAUGAACCAGGUGCCCUUCUCGACCGACACCAACCCGCUGUGGGAGUGCCCGGACUGGGAGUCGUGGAGCGGGCUGGUGGCCUCGGACCCGAGCCUGGGCAUCCCCCUCGGGCGCAGCCUGGCGGACGAGUUCACGCCGCAGGACGUGGCAUCCAUGUCCGGCUUUGACGCCACGAUCCUCAUGACAGGGUACGCAUCGCAGCUGGCGGGCUCAGGCGAGAUCAACGCGGGCGAGGCCUUCUCAUCCCCAUCGUCCCCGGCCUCCCGCCUCGCAAAGCUGUUCCCCGCGUCCGGCGUCGCCCAGGCCUACCUGGCCAUCCACUUCACGCCGCUCCAUGCCCUCCUCUCGGUAUCCGGCAACAGCUGGGUGCUGAACAGGAAGGUCCCCGGGCCGAACGAGUUCAGAGAGCACAAGCAGACGCUAGACAAGUGGUGCCAGUCCGAGAGCGCAGCCGUGGCCGUGUCGUGGGCCGCACGGGCCCUGCUGGUCUUCCUCCGCAUCAGAGCCAAGACUCGGAGGACCAGCGAGGCGGGAUCCUCGUCGUCGGAAGUGGACAGCAGUACACCGCCACGGGGCGGCAGGGCACGCUGGAGGGACGUCUCGGACUACUGGGGGGUGUACGUGUGUGCGCUCAUCUGCUGGGCGUUUGGGCGGGAGGUGGGUGAUCAGCACCGGGUGUACGAGGGGGAGGGCACAGCCGCUUUCAACGAGGCAUCGCGGAGUGAGGCGGCUCGGUGGAUACUGGAGGCAGCGCAGCGGCGGCCGGAGCAGUUGCUCAGGUGGCGGAAGAGGAGGUGUGUCCGUGGGGUGGUUUGCCUGGCUCGCGAUAUCCUGAGCCCGGACUGCCUCGCGGACCGAAGCAUGCUGUAUUCUGAUGCAGUGAGUGUGCUGAGGAGGCUUGGGGAGCCUUCAGCAUAG
Messenger RNA from Clonostachys byssicola, 2397 nucleotides. The record is from the annotation of a GenBank genome assembly. Lineage: Eukaryota; Fungi; Ascomycota; Sordariomycetes; Hypocreales; Bionectriaceae.